AACAAAACCCACCGCAACAGCCAUUGACACUUCUACUCCAACCAGCAAUGGCAGAAAUCCAACCCCAACAGCAGACGACUUUGAUCUCCAAAACCUUUCCAAUUAAGCCGAAGCUCAAAGCAAAACCCAGGACCCAAUCCCAGACGCCGGAAUCUAAGUACUGGUCUUCUUUCAAGUUAACACAAAUCACCAACCUCAUAUCCUCGAUCCCCUCCGUCUCGUUUUCUCCUUCUGCUCCUCACGUCUUUGCCGCCGCCCACUCGGCCUCACUGUCCUUCUACUCUCCUCUUUCCCUCUCGGACCCUGAUGUUGCCGCCUCUUCCUCUAUCUCCUUCUCGGAUGUGGUUUCUUCUCUCUCCUUCCGUCACGACGGACUACUCCUGGCCGCCGCCAAUCUUUCCGGUUUAGUUCAGGUAUUCGAUGUUAAAACUCGCACCCCACUUCGUCGUCUCCGGUCCCACACCCGUCCUGUUCAUUUUGUACGCUACCCUGUUCUUGAUAAGCUCCAUUUGGUGUCUGGCGGUGAUGAUGCAAUCGUUAAGUACUGGGAUGUGGCCGGGGAAAGUGUGGUUCUGGAUUUGGUGGGUCAUAAGGAUUAUGUGAGGUGCGGUGAUUGUAGCCCUGUUAGUGGUGAUAUGUUUGUUACGGGUUCUUAUGAUCAUACGGUGAAGGUUUGGGAUGUGAGAGUGGAGAAUUCAAGGUCUGUUUUGGAGGUGAACCAUGGCAAGCCUGUGGAGGAUGUGAUUUAUCUGCCUUCUGGUGGGUUGAUUGCAACUGCUGGAGGCAAUUCUGUGAAGAUUUGGGAUUUAAUUGGAGGAGGGAGGAUGGUGUAUUGUAUGGAGAGUCACAACAAGACUGUUACUUCAAUUUGUGUGGGAAGAGUUGGAAGAGAAAGUGGAGAUGAGUCAAUGCAGUAUAGGAUUCUGAGUGUAGGUUUAGAUGGGUAUAUGAAGGUUUUUGAUUAUGCCAAAAUGAAAGUAACACACUCCAAGAGAUUUCCAGCUCCCCUUAUGUCAGUUGCUUUCUCGCUGGAUUGUAUGACUAGGGUGAUUGGAGCAGCAAAUGGGACUAUCUUUGCUGGGAGAAGAAAGAAGAAGGAAGAGACUGUGGAGAAUGAAGUUAGGAAUAUUUUGGGAUUUAGUAGCAUUGCAGAGCCAGAGAGGAGGGUUUUGAAGCCUACAUACUUUAGGUAUUUCCAAAGAGGACAGAGUGAAAAGCCAUCGGAGGGCGAUUACUUAGUGAUGAAAACAAAGAAGGUGAAACUGGCAGAGCAUGAUAAGUUGUUGAAGAAGUUUAGGCAUAGGGAGGCAUUGGUAUCAGCAUUGGGUGGGAAGAAUCCAGAGAAUGUGGUUGCAGUGAUGGAAGAAUUGGUUGCAAGGAAGAAGUUAAAGAAAAGUGUUGCAAAUUUGGACCAUGAGGAACUUGGUUUGCUGUUAAUGUUCUUGCAAAAGCAUGCGACAAUGCCUAGGUACUCUAGUUUGCUAAUGAGUUUGACAGAGAAGGUAAUUGAGAUGAGGGCAGACGAUAUUAGAGCUUCAGAUACCUUGAAGGGGCAAAUAAGAAAUCUAAAAAGAUCGAUUAAUGAGGAAAUAAGGAUACAGCAAUCGCUGCAAGAGAUACAGGGUAUAAUCGCUCCUUUGCUAAGGAUCACUGGAAGGAGAUAAAUUUAUUUGGUGUCAUAACAGUUUCAGGUUCUUCUAGUGACAUGCUUACCUGCUUUAGAUUUUUUUUUUUUUCCCCAAAUUUUGUUUCCUUUGAUAUGGCUUGAGGAUUCUUCUUCAUCAGACCUGCUCUGCAGUUUUGUUAUAUUAGAAUUUCAUGUUUUCAAUGUAUUGUUUUACAGUCUUGUUCCAUCAACUACCAAAUAUCUAUUCUUAGAAAUUUAAUUCAAUGUAUUGCUCUUUAAAUUCAAUCAUGAUUUUCAGGUAGUGUAAGAUGUUUUAUGUAUUGCUCUGCUCUGCAAUUUUGUUAUACCACUUCUGCUCCUUCCUCUCGCUAUUCUUUGUAUCCAUAUCCAUUCAUCUUUCCACUGGCCUGGGUAUGUACAAUAAGCAAUUUCUCAAGGA
Messenger RNA from Rubroshorea leprosula, 2066 nucleotides. The record is from the annotation of a GenBank genome assembly. Lineage: Eukaryota; Viridiplantae; Streptophyta; Magnoliopsida; Malvales; Dipterocarpaceae.